This is a messenger RNA of Chrysoperla carnea, 3582 nucleotides long. It is a transcript of the gene AP-1-2beta, whose product is annotated as AP-2 complex subunit beta. The record is from RefSeq and is a predicted model, not a curated record. Gene Ontology annotation, molecular function: clathrin binding. Lineage: Eukaryota; Metazoa; Arthropoda; Insecta; Neuroptera; Chrysopidae. The transcript is spliced from 6 exons. Gene Ontology annotation, cellular component: clathrin adaptor complex; membrane coat. Bases 81 to 2837 code for a protein of 918 amino acids. Gene Ontology annotation, biological process: vesicle-mediated transport; intracellular protein transport.
UCGUAAGAAGUGUUAUUCGAGUUUGUUCAUAACUCUGUAAAGUUGAGGGGUGUUUUCCAGAUCAAAAAAGAUCCCCAAUCAUGACGGACUCGAAGUAUUUCACAACUACGAAAAAAGGCGAAAUUUUUGAAUUAAAAUCAGAAUUAAACAAUGAAAAGAAGGAAAAGAAAAAGGAAGCUGUCAAGAAGGUGAUUGCGAGCAUGACUGUGGGUAAAGACGUCUCAGCAUUAUUCCCAGACGUUGUCAAUUGUAUGCAGACAGACAAUUUGGAAUUAAAAAAAUUAGUUUACUUAUAUUUAAUGAAUUAUGCAAAAUCCCAACCAGAUAUGGCUAUUAUGGCCGUUAAUACAUUUGUUAAGGACUGUGAAGAUCCAAAUCCAUUGAUUCGUGCGUUGGCUGUUCGUACAAUGGGAUGUAUUCGUGUUGAUAAAAUUACGGAAUACUUGUGUGAACCAUUACGAAAAUGUUUAAAAGAUGAAGAUCCAUAUGUUCGUAAAACUGCUGCCGUAUGUGUUGCUAAAUUGUAUGAUAUAUCAUCAAGUUUAGUAGAGGAUCAAGGAUUCUUAGAACAAUUAAGAGAUUUGCUAAGUGAUUCAAAUCCAAUGGUCGUUGCAAAUGCUGUUGCAGCACUUAGUGAAAUUAAUGAAUCGAGUCCAUCAGGAAGUCCACUUGUUGAAAUGAAUGCUGCCACCAUAAAUAAACUACUUACUGCGUUAAAUGAAUGUACAGAAUGGGGUCAAGUAUUUAUAUUGGAUUCGUUGGCAAAUUAUAGUCCAAAAGAUGAACGUGAAGCACAAAGUAUAUGUGAACGAAUUACACCACGACUUGCGCAUGCCAAUGCUGCUGUUGUUUUGUCCGCUGUUAAAGUUUUAAUGAAACUGAUGGAAUUGCUGUCAAAUGAUUCAGAAUUUUGUUCAACUUUAAGUAAAAAAUUAGCACCGCCAUUAGUAACGUUAUUAUCAUCCGAACCAGAAGUUCAAUAUGUGGCUUUGAGAAAUAUUAAUCUGAUUGUUCAAAAACGUCCUGAUAUUCUGAAGCAUGAAAUGAAGGUAUUUUUCGUUAAGUAUAACGAUCCAAUUUACGUGAAACUUGAAAAAUUAGAUAUCAUGAUUCGCUUAGCAUCUCAAGCAAAUAUUGCUCAAGUAUUAAGCGAGUUAAAAGAAUAUGCAACUGAAGUUGAUGUAGAUUUUGUACGAAAAGCAGUACGUGCUAUUGGUCGCUGUGCUAUUAAAGUAGAACCUUCGGCUGAACGAUGUGUUUCCACAUUAUUGGACUUGAUUCAAACAAAAGUGAAUUAUGUUGUACAAGAAGCAAUUGUUGUAAUUAAAGAUAUCUUCCGGAAAUAUCCCAACAAAUACGAAAGUAUUAUUAGUACAUUGUGCGAAAAUCUAGAUACAUUGGAUGAACCAGAAGCUCGUGCAAGUAUGGUUUGGAUUAUUGGUGAAUAUGCAGAACGAAUUGACAAUGCUGAUGAACUUUUGGAUAGCUUUUUGGAAGGUUUCGCUGAUGAAAAUGCUCAAGUACAACUUCAGUUACUUACAGCUGUUGUUAAAUUGUUCCUGAAACGUCCUAGUGAUACUCAAGAAUUGGUACAACAUGUUUUAAGUUUAGCCACUCAAGAUUCUGACAAUCCAGAUUUACGUGAUCGUGGAUUUAUUUAUUGGAGAUUAUUAAGUACCGACCCUGCUGCAGCCAAAGAAGUUGUUCUUGCUGAUAAACCACUCAUAUCUGAAGAAACAGAUUUACUUGAACCAACAUUAUUAGAUGAAUUAAUUUGUCAUAUUUCGUCCUUAGCUUCAGUUUAUCAUAAACCACCAACAGCUUUUGUUGAAGGUCGUAGUGCUGGAGUACGUAAAUCACUUCCAGCGCGCUCAGGAGCAACUCCUCUUGUUGACGAAGCUGCUGUAACUACAGCUACUGUUAUUCCAAAUCAAGAAUCUCUAAUCGGUGAUCUAUUAAGCAUGGAUAUUGGGGCUCCAGCUGCACCAGUUGCCCCUGCCGCUCCAGCUCCAAGUUCUGGUUUAGAUUUAUUAGGAGGUGGUUUAGAUAUUCUUUUAGGUGGACCAGAAAUUCCAGUUGCACCUGCUCCAACAACCACUGGUCUAUUGGGGGACAUUUUUGGUAUCAGUGCAACACCAACAAUGUACGUUCCACCAAAAAUAUGUUGGCUACCAGCUGAGAAGGGUAAAGGUUUAGAAAUAACUGGAACUUUUUCAAGAAGAUCAGGAAUUUCUUCAAUGGACAUGACGUUUACAAACAAAGCAAUGCAAGCAAUGUCUGGAUUUGCUAUUCAAUUGAAUAAAAAUAGCUUUGGAUUAUGUCCAAAUUCACCAUUAAAUUUAGGUUCAUUACAGCCAGGACAAAGUUUAGAGGCAAGUUUACCUUUAAAUACAAGUGGAGCUGUUUUAAAAAUGGAACCAUUAACCACAUUACAAGUUGCUAUUAAAAACAACGUCGAUGUUUUCUACUUCGCAUGUCAAAUUCCAAUACAAAUAUUAUUCUGUGAAGAUGGCCAAUUAGAGAAACGUGUAUUUUUAACAACUUGGAAAGAUAUUCCAGCAGCGAAUGAAGUCCAAUAUACAAUCACUGAUGUGAAUUCAGUAGCAGAUAUGAUUGCGAACAAAAUGACACACAAUAAUAUAUUCACAAUUGCAAAACGUAAUGUCGAAGGACAAGAUAUGUUAUAUCAAUCGUUGAAAUUAACCAAUGGUAUUUGGGUACUAUUAGAAUUAAAAUUGACACCGGGUGCAACAACUGCUACUCUUAGUUUAAAAUCACGAUCUGCCGAGGUAGCCGCUGCCAUUUUCCAAGCUUACGAUUCAAUUGUACAUUCAUAAGUUUAUUUCAUAACGUAGAAAAUCAAUCGGAACAUAUAAUUUUAUUUUUUUAUUCCUGAAUCACGUAAAAUAUUUUAAUUAUUUUAUUGUACCUAAAAUGAUUUUGAUUUUAAAUAUUUUUCAUAAUUUUGUUGUUUUUCAUAUUAUUCAUAAAAUUUGACUUUAUAUAGUUGAACCCGAAUCUGGAACUCUAUUAAAGGGCAAAAUUUUGAUAGACAAAUCAUUAAAUGAAAACUAAAAAGUUAAUUGCCAUUUAUUUGUGGGUUAAUUGUGUAACAAAAAUUUUAACGAACUCAUCUUAUGACUUUGUUAAGUACGCUUGAGGAAUUGUUAAAGAUUCUUAUACGCCCAUCAAUUUUCCUUCGAUUUCGAUUUAAAAUCUGAAAAUAUCAAAAUAGUGGCACUUCAUAAAUAUUAUUUCGAACAUAAUAUCUUUCAGCGAAUAUUUUGAAAGAUUUAAACCCAAUUAUUCAUCAAGCAAUUAAAGCACCAGGUUCCAGGAAAAAGAAUAAUCUAGCCUAUGUAAACUAAGUAUUGUAAAUUGGACAUUGUAUGUCCGUAGGGAAAUUUGAAAAAAUAAAUUUUUCAUAAUUCCAUCUAGACCUGCAAUGCUCCCUUUAAAUUUGGCCUGUGUAUUCCGUUUUUGAUCAAUUUGAAAAAAUUCUUGUAAAAAAUAACUCUUGGUAUUCUAAAUUGAAAAUCUAGCCUAAAUUUUCUGAUUUUUUAUAUCUUACCGAAAUUAUAU